This is a messenger RNA of Vigna radiata var. radiata (mung bean), 558 nucleotides long. Its product is annotated as deSI-like protein At4g17486. Gene Ontology annotation, biological process: protein deubiquitination. Gene Ontology annotation, molecular function: deubiquitinase activity. The record is from RefSeq and is a predicted model, not a curated record. Lineage: Eukaryota; Viridiplantae; Streptophyta; Magnoliopsida; Fabales; Fabaceae. The coding region runs from base 1 to 558 and encodes 185 amino acids. The transcript is spliced from 2 exons.
AUGACAUUGUACAGAUGGGUGGGUGAUCCAAUUCCACUACAGCUUAAUGGGCAAAUGAAGUUAGAGAAAGGAACUAAAUGGAACAUCUUGCCUAAUGGGAUUUUUCAAGUGGAGCCUACACGUUGUCCUGGAUUCACCUUCAGGAAAUCGAUUUUCAUUGGAUUGACAGAUAUGGGGACGAGGGAUGUUCGUGAGUUAAUGGAGAGGAUGGAUAAAGACUAUUCUGGGAACACCUACCACCUUAUCCAGAAAAAAUGCAACCAUUUCCGCAAUGAUGUUUGUGUCAAACUAACGGGGAAGUCCACCCCUCCCUGGUUGAAUCGACUUCCUAGACUUGGUUUUCUCUGCAACUAUGUUCUUCCACCCAACCUAAAUGAAACAAAGGUUCGCCAAGUUACGUUAGACAGGGUUCAAGAUGAAGAGAAGAAGAAAGUGAGAAUGCAUUCCAGCAGGUACGAGGCUUCACCCAAACCUCCAUUGUCUAGUAGCCGAAGACAUUGCCUUCCUUCAUCUUCUGUAAUUAAUGUUUCUCCAUCCUCAACCAUAAUAGUAAAGUAA